Molecule: messenger RNA, 2793 nt
Organism: Oryzias latipes (Japanese medaka)
Lineage: Eukaryota; Metazoa; Chordata; Actinopteri; Beloniformes; Adrianichthyidae
Gene: fermt2
Product: FERM domain containing kindlin 2
Biological process (GO): cell-matrix adhesion; integrin-mediated signaling pathway
Cellular component (GO): focal adhesion
Molecular function (GO): integrin binding
Source: RefSeq, a predicted model, not a curated record
GGAGGGAGAAAGACGGAGGGCAGGACUCCAUUAAACCGACGCUGGCUGGAAAACUGUUUGGGAUACUUCACUUCUUCAGCGAGUUCUUCUGGGCUUUUGUUCCGAUAUUUUCUCCCAGAAAAAGACGUAAUACAUGAUUUAAGGAGGGGACACGUCGCUUUGUGUCGUGUAGCUAACAACAGUUUGAGUGCUUUUCGUCUCGUUGAAGGAUGGCUCUGGAUGGGAUCCGGAUGCCCGAUGGCUGCUAUGCCGACGGCACAUGGGAGCUGAAGAUGCAUGUCACCGAUCUGCACAGGGACGUGUCGCUAAGGGUCACCGGGGAAAUCCAUAUUGGUGGAGUUAUGCUCAAACUGGUGGAAAAAUUAGAUGUGAAGAAGGACUGGUCGGACCACGCCUUGUGGUGGGAGAAGAAGAAAACAUGGUUGCUGAAAACCCACUGGACGUUGGACAAGUAUGGCAUCCAGGCUGAUGCCAGGCUGCUCUUCACCCCCCAACACAAAGUGCUGCGUCUUCAGCUGCCCAACAUGAAGCACAUGAAGGUUAAGGUGAACUUCUCAGACCGAGUCUUCAAGGCUGUGUCCGACAUCUGCAAAACAUUCAAUAUCCGGCACCCAGAGGAGCUGUCUCUACUGCGCAAACCCCGGGAUCCGAAGAAGAAAAAGAAAAAGUUAGAAGAGGCAGAGGAGGAUGAUCUGGAGCUUGAGGGUCCACUGCUGACUCCAGGAUCAGCCUCUGAAAUAAUUUACAUCGGACCUGUCAAAGGGAGCAUCUACUCAAGUCCAGGAUUAUAUAGUAAGACCAUGACCCCCACGUAUGACUCCAGGGAUGGAAGCCCACUAUCUCCCACCUCAGCCUGGUUUGGGGACAGCCCACUAUCUGAGGGCAAUCCCAGCAUCCUCGCUGUCAGCCAACCAAUUUCCUCACCAGACAUACUGGUCAAACUCUACAAGCCCCAGUCUCUGUUGGAUAAAGCAAAAAUCAAUCAAGGAUGGAUGGACUCAUCCAGGUCUCUCAUGGAGCAGGACGUAAAGGAGAAUGAAGUGCUGCUGCUGAGGUUUAAAUACCACAGUUUCUUUGACCUCAACCCAAAGUAUGAUGCCAUUCGUGUAAACCAGCUGUAUGAGCAGGCAAAGUGGGCCAUCCUUCUGGAAGAAAUUGAGUGCACAGAGGAGGAAAUGAUGAUGUUUGCUGCCCUGCAGUAUCACAUCAACAAGCUGUCAAUCAUGUCAACGGACAACCAUAUGAAUAACAGUGAGAAGGAGGUGGAUGAGGUUGACGCCGCUCUCUCUGAUCUGGAGAUCACUUUGGAAGGAGGGAAAACCUCCAACACACUGGGGGACAUCACCUCGAUUCCUGAGCUCGCAGAUUAUGUCAAAGUUUUCAAGCCCAAAAAGUUGACACUAAAGGGCUACAAGCAGUACUGGUGCACAUUCAAGGACAUCACAAUUUCCUGUUACAAGAGUAAAGAGGAGGCUCAUGGGACACCUUCUUACCAGAUGAACCUCAGAGGUUGUGAGGUGACGCCAGAUGUUAAUAUCUCAGGUCAGAAAUUUAACAUCAAGCUGCUGAUCCCUGUGGCUGAUGGGAUGAAUGAGAUCUGGCUUCGGUGUGACACGGAGAAACAGUAUGCUCACUGGAUGGCUGCAUGUCGGUUGGCGUCCAAAGGGAAGACCAUGGCCGACAGCUCGUACAACCUGGAGGUCCAAAAUAUUCUGUCCUUCCUGAAAAUGCAGCACAUGAACCCCGACCCUCAGUUCAUCGAGCCGAUCACCACGGAUAUCAACCCAGAAUGCCUGGUCUCGCCGCGUUACCUUAAGAAGUACAAGAACAAGCAGCCAGGCUAUAUCAGGGACUUGAUUUCAGCCCGGAUCCUUGAAGCCCACCAGAACGUGGCUCAGAUGAGUCUCAUUGAGGCAAAGAUGCGCUUCAUCCAGGCGUGGCAAUCUCUGCCAGAGUUUGGCAUCACUCAUUUUCUUGCAAAGUUCCAAGGUGGAAAGAAGGAAGAGCUGAUCGGAAUCACCUACAAUCGGUUGAUUCGGAUGGACGCUCAUACUGGAGAUGCAAUCAAGACCUGGCGCUUCAGCAACAUGAAACAGUGGAAUGUCAACUGGGAGAUCAAGAUGGUGACGGUGGAGUUUGCAGAUGAGCCCAGUCUCGCUUUCAUCUGCGCUGAAGUGGACUGCAAAGUGGUGCACGAGUUCAUCGGUGGAUACAUCUUCCUGUCGACGCGCGCCAAGGACCAGAACGAAUCAUUAGACGAGGAAAUGUUCUACAAACUGACCAGCGGCUGGGUCUGACCUGUCAUGGCGGCAGAGGUCAGUGGAAGCUGCAAGCAGGAGGGCAGUGGCUUUAGGUGGAAGGUGGAGGCCUAUGGGUUUAUUUUUAUUCAAUUUCUUUGUAUUUUCAGUGUUUUGAGGCUUCUCUGGAGACUUCAGAGGAGCAUGAAAUCUGCCAUGAAUGAACCAGUUUUUAUUGUUACAGGUUUCCUGGUCAAAAUAAGUUUAAACUGACCAGGUUGGUUGUUGCUGCUCUAAUCCUUUGGUGGAAACAUCUAAAAUGAAGUUCUGGGAUUAAGCAGAAGCUUUUACACUACAUGUUUUCUCUACUCUUAAGUUAAAGGUCUCUAGCUUACAUUUAUGGCCACCUCUUUGACCCAAAUUUUAGAAAAGUUUCUUUCCUUUUUCUUCUUUUCAUCUUGCAGUCCCAUUUUAAGAAAAUGAGCUCAACAAGUGUUUCCUAAAACUUGUUAAUACAUCGCUAGACAUAAAUGAAGUUAUCUAUUUAUCAUGAAAG